Brienomyrus brachyistius is the source of this 2981-nucleotide messenger RNA. RefSeq names its product heat shock 60 protein 1 (gene hspd1). The record is from RefSeq and is a predicted model, not a curated record. Gene Ontology annotation, biological process: positive regulation of interferon-alpha production; positive regulation of T cell activation; apoptotic mitochondrial changes. The transcript has 11 exons. Lineage: Eukaryota; Metazoa; Chordata; Actinopteri; Osteoglossiformes; Mormyridae. Gene Ontology annotation, molecular function: protein-folding chaperone binding; ATP-dependent protein folding chaperone; ATP binding. Bases 138 to 1871 code for a protein of 577 amino acids. Gene Ontology annotation, cellular component: mitochondrial inner membrane; mitochondrial matrix.
AAAGACCAUGUGUACCGCAGUGAGCUCAGUCGACGUGCACACAGUUUCACACUUGUUCGCAGUAGCGGUUCUGCUGCUAGACGAGCUGAGGGCACGAGUAAAUCAUCUUCUUCGACUCUAUCGACACAAUUUACAAAAUGCUGCGCAUACCCAGUGUGAUGAGGAAAAUACGGCCAGUGUGCCGGGCUCUGGCCCCCCACCUCACGCGGGCCUAUGCCAAGGAUGUCAAGUUUGGAGCUGAUGCCCGUGCCCUCAUGCUGCAAGGCGUGGAUCUGCUAGCUGAUGCUGUUGCUGUCACCAUGGGUCCCAAGGGUCGAACGGUCAUCAUUGAGCAGAGUUGGGGCAGCCCCAAGGUGACCAAAGAUGGGGUUACAGUCGCCAAGAGCAUUGACCUUAAAGAUAAAUACAAAAACAUUGGGGCCAAACUAGUGCAGGAUGUGGCGAACAACACCAACGAGGAAGCCGGCGACGGCACUACCACCGCCACCGUGCUGGCGCGGGCCAUCGCCAAGGAGGGCUUCGACAGCAUCAGCAAGGGCGCCAACCCUGUGGAGAUCCGCCGCGGUGUCAUGAUGGCUGUCGACACGGUCAUAAGUGAACUGAAGAGGCUGUCCAAGCCUGUCACCACUCCUGAAGAGAUUGCACAGGUGGCUACUAUUUCAGCAAAUGGAGACAGUGAGAUCGGUAACAUCAUCUCCAACGCCAUGAAAAAGGUCGGCCGUAAAGGGGUCAUCACGGUAAAGGAUGGCAAAACCCUUCAUGAUGAGCUGGAGAUCAUUGAGGGCCUGAAGUUUGACCGAGGCUACAUCUCCCCCUACUUCAUCAACACUGCCAAAGGUCAGAAAUGUGAGUUCCAGGAUGCCUACCUCCUGCUGAGUGAGAAGAAAAUCUCCAGUGUGCAGAGCAUCGUUCCUGCCCUCGAGAUUGCCAACCAGCACCGCAAACCCCUGGUCAUUUUGGCAGAGGAUGUUGAUGGGGAAGCUCUCAGCACUCUAGUCCUGAACAGGCUGAAGGUGGGACUGCAGGUUGUGGCUGUAAAGGCUCCAGGAUUUGGAGACAACAGGAAGAACCAGCUGCGAGACAUGGCUGUUGCCACCGGAGGCACUGUGUUUGGAGAUGAAGCAGUGGGCCUAGCUGUAGAAGACAUCCAGGCACAUGAUUUUGGCAAGGUCGGUGAGGUGGUGGUGACCAAGGAUGACACAUUGCUCCUCAAGGGACGUGGCGAUUCAAGUGCUAUCGAGAAACGUAUAGCAGAGAUUGCGGAACAGCUGGAGACCACCACCAGUGACUAUGAGAAAGAGAAGCUGAACGAGCGAUUGGCCAAAUUGUCUGAUGGCGUAGCUGUGCUAAAGGUGGGAGGUACCAGUGACGUGGAGGUGAACGAGAAGAAGGACCGUGUGACUGACGCAUUAAAUGCGACGCGGGCAGCUGUGGAGGAGGGCAUUGUCCCAGGGGGUGGAUGUGCCCUUCUGCGAUGCAUCCCUGUGCUGGAUACCAUCACGCCAAGCAAUACUGACCAGAAAAUCGGAAUUGACAUUAUCCGUCGUGCCUUGCGCAUCCCGGCGAUGACCAUCGCUAAAAAUGCCGGCGUAGAAGGUUCGCUGGUGGUGGAGAAGAUCCUGCAGAGUGAGGCAGAGAUGGGAUAUGAUGCCAUGCAGGGCGAGUAUGUCAACAUGGUGCAGAAAGGCAUCAUCGACCCCACAAAGGUUGUGAGGACAGCCUUGCUGGAUGCUGCUGGUGUAGCAUCUCUACUCUCUACUGCAGAGGCCGUCGUCACAGAAAUACCCAAAGAGGAAAAGGAGGGAGGCAUGGGUGGAAUGGGGGGCAUGGGAGGAAUGGGAGGAAUGGGAGGAAUGGGGGGCAUGCUUUAAAGCCCCUCCCUGAGCCUUCUGGUAGACUUCCUACUGGUGGAGGAGGCUGGGGACACCCCCCCCCACUCCCCCACUGACCACGCAUUUGUUGAGGAGUUACAAAAAGCAACAACCCCAUCAGUUCUGAAAUGCAACCCAUGCUGGAGAUCUAGCCACGCCCCUUGAUUAAGAACAUUGACAAAUGCUAGUACUUAACCUGUCUUUUUAGACAAUAAAUGACUGUCCAUUCAGCUAUUGUAUAAUUGUAGCUACUCGGAUUUCCUCAGAGAAUUUCACUUUACUGGUAUCUGUCUUGAGCAGCAAUUUGUAUGUCAUUUACAUGUUGCUUAGCAUACAAAACUGUUUUCUCUGAAAUGUGUAUGUAUUAAAGGUGCACUUCUACCAUGUAAUUCUCAGAUGGGAUUCCUGUAGUUUACUUUAAAAUGGCCAGAGGUACAAAAUAGCUCUGCAAAUUGUUUCAGGUCCUGAUCAUCUUGUAUCAGUCUUUUCUCCAUUCUGUCUUCCCAUUUGUUGUCCAUGAGGCUGUUUUAAAUCUUAGGUUUAAUACAGCUAGGAUGGUACCUAGUUCAAUUACAUAUUACAGGUUGUGAAACGGCAUCUGCUACUGCCAACACAUAUGUUAAUGACAGACUUAACUGGAAGGUUUACUGGUUAUGGUUUUCGAAUGGUUGUAGUGUUAAUGAUAAAACAAAGCUACAGGCUGCCAUGACCACAUGUUACAGCCAAGGGGCCUGCUAGGGUUACAGGGUGCGUGAUGCUACACAGAGUUUUCCCCAAACAUACUUUAUCUAGCAUGAAUGGAGCUGCAGCAGUUUGUUCUCAGCUUGACGCUCUUGUGUAUGGCCUCUGAACCCGGCCCGGCUUCAGCAGAAACAAACAGUGAGGACAGUUUUGCUCAUUCUAAUUUUCUAAGUGUGCCCACAUCUGAUGACAGGCCGUUAUGCAGUGGGCAUUCUCUGACCCUUUUCAAGACCUUUAACAAUGGAUUCUUUUCCCCUUAAUUUCAUGGUUUUGUUUUUUGGGGGGCAGCAGUGAUCACCUUUUUUGUAUAAUGUAGUGUGAUAAUUACUGUCAUUUUUUUAAUUUAAUAAAGCCAAAUGUUCUUUUGAA